Belonocnema kinseyi is the source of this 3672-nucleotide messenger RNA. RefSeq names its product calpain-B-like (gene Calpb). Gene Ontology annotation, cellular component: cytoplasm. Gene Ontology annotation, biological process: proteolysis. The transcript has 13 exons. Gene Ontology annotation, molecular function: calcium ion binding; calcium-dependent cysteine-type endopeptidase activity. The record is from RefSeq and is a predicted model, not a curated record. NCBI's taxonomy places the organism in Eukaryota, Metazoa, Arthropoda, Insecta, Hymenoptera, Cynipidae. Bases 273 to 2360 code for a protein of 695 amino acids.
UCAUCGUGAGAUGUUUUUUAACGGAAUAGGCAUAGGUGUAGUCAUCGGUCUCACAAGUCGCUAUUGAUAUAGUGAUUAGUGAUCCGCACUUGAAACUAUAUACAACUUUGAUCUCGAUUUGUAAUGUGAACGAGUUCAUCUUCGUCAAGUGUGUGUUUAAUUACCAUCAUUUCAAUAAACAAAAACCGAACAAUGUACUUAUAGUUGAGUACCAGUUCGGUUCAAAGAGCAUACGUUGGAUUUUUUCUUAUAAUUGACUCUGAUCUGUGAUCAUGGGUGAUCAGGAUUAUUCUUACAAUGAAGGCGAUGGAGAAUCAGAAGAUCAUUUUGAGAAAACUGUUGCCCUUGUGAAACGAGUUUUGCCUUCUCUUUUCAACAUUAAAGUGCUUGGUGACAAAGGAUCCGGUCUAAGGUCGAAUGGUUCAGUUCAAGAUUACAUUGAACUCCGCCGAGAAUGUUUGUCAAGUGGAUGUUUAUUCGAGGACCCAGAGUUCCCUGCCAACGACUCUUCAAUAUAUUUUUCGAAAAGACCUGACAGAUACAUAGAAUGGAGGCGACCAGUGGAAAUAGCAGAAAACGCUCAAUUCUUCGUAGAAGGAUUUUCGAGAUUCGAUGUUCAGCAAGGAGAGCUGGGUGACUGUUGGCUCAUUGCUGCUGUCGCAAAUUUAGCUAUGCAUCCUCAUUUAUUCUACCAGGUUGUUCCAGAAGACCAGAGUUUUGAAGACAACUACGCUGGAAUCUUUCACUUCAGAUUUUGGCAAUAUGGAAGAUGGGUGGACGUUGUAGUUGACGAUAGAUUACCAACUUAUCAGGGGCAGCUUUUAUUUCUUCAAUCGCCAGAGCCCAAUGAAUUCUGGAGUGCCCUUCUCGAAAAAGCUUACGCGAAAUUGCACGGUUCUUAUGAAUCUCUAAAAGGUGGUACCGCAGUCGAGGCCAUGGAGGACUUCACAGGUGGCGUAACAGAAUUGUAUGAGAUGGAACAAACUCCACCAAAUUUGUUCGAAAUACUAUUGAAAGCCUACGAGAGGAAUUCCAUGGUAGGAUGUUCAAUCGAGCCUGAUCCCAAUGUCCUGGAAGCAAAAACGCCGCAAGGAUUGAUUAGAGGCCACGCUUACAGUAUCACGAGAGUAAAGAAUGUUCAUAUUGAAAUGCCGAACAGGAGUGGCACCGUGCCUUUACUGAGAAUCAGGAAUCCUUGGGGAAACGAGGCUGAAUGGAACGGUCCCUGGAGUGAUGGAUCGCCAGAAUGGAGGUUUAUUCCUGAUCACGAGAAGGAAGAAUUAGGACUGAAUUUUGAUUCUGAUGGCGAGUUUUGGAUGUCUUUCCAUGACUUCAAAAAGUAUUUCACACAGCUAGAGAUUUGUAACUUGAGUCCUGAUUCUCUCAGUGAAGACGAUCUCAGUCAGGGAAAGAAGAAGUGGGAAAUGAGCGUCUUCGAAGGCGAAUGGGUACGGGGAGUUACUGCUGGCGGCUGCAGAAAUAACCUUGAAACUUUUUGGCACAAUCCUCAAUAUCGGAUCACCCUCGAGUCUCCUGAUGAAGGAGACGAUAAGUGCACAGUUAUUAUCGCGUUAAUGCAAAAGAAUAGGAGAGCACAGAGGAGAAUGGGAGCCGAUUGUCUCACAAUUGGGUUCUCUGUUUAUCACGUAAUUAAUAAAGUUGAUGAUAUGGGUUAUGGGGAAAACGAUGUCAAAGAUCAACCAGAACCAGAUAGAAGCGAAGAUAAGGUACGAGAAUUCUUUAGAAAACUUGCUGGAGACGAUAUGGAAGUGGACUGGAUGGAAUUGAAAGAAAUUCUUGACUAUGCGAUGCGUAAAGAGUUACCACAGUCGGCACCUCCUCGUAGUGAGGCACAUGAUACCCCUCUGGAAAACGGUUCUUUCAUCGACACACUCAUCUCCUUGCUGUGUGGUAUUGUUUGUAAUAAUGAAGAAUACAAUAAAUCUGUAGAAAUGCACAAUCAAGGAUUCAGUAAAGAUAUUUGCCGAAGUAUGGUUGCAAUGUUGGAUGUGGACCAUUCAGGAAAACUUGGAUUUGAAGAAUUUAAAUCUUUGUGGAACGACAUAAGAAACUGGAGAGCAGUCUUCAGGCUUUACGACAGAGAUGGGUCUGGUUAUUUGAGUGCAUUUGAACUAAGACAAGCCUUAAACAGUGCAGGAUACAGGCUUAAUAAUCACAUCCUGAAUAUUUUAGUACACCGCUACGGUACUAAGGAAGGAAUGAUUGCUUUCGAUGAUUACAUUAUGUGUGCUGUCCGUCUUAAAACCAUGAUUGAUAUUUUCCGUGAAAGGGACCCGGAUCAUUCGAACGUAGCAACUUUUACGAUGGAAGAAUGGGUCGAGAAAACUUUAUAUUGCUAAAUUGAUGAACACAAAUGGACGAGGAUAAGCAACGAAAUGUCUCGCAAAACGUACACCUAUUAAUUGAAUCAAUUUAUUUUUAAAUUGAACCAUUUGAAGUAAUUUCUAAUACGUAUUAUUGACGCAUUAAGUAAUAAGUUAGGUUUCGAUGAGAAAGAAAGUAUAGAUUGAAAAUUGAAAGAUAGUACAAUUUCAGCAUUCGCAAUAUUGAUAUUCCAGUAAAUUUCGACAGAAGUUUGAAGAAGAAAACUAUUUUUUUGCACAUGAAGGCCUUUUCCUAUUGAAAAAUAAUUUAAUGAUGGAGUUGAUUUAUCUGUGCAUUAAACACACAGGCAAGAAAUUAUAUGCUAAACCAACAAAAUGUUUCUAACUCGAUAUAUAUCACACUUCUGUAGUUAAAUCUGAACUGUCUUCCAUCGCACAUCUUUAGGUAGAUAUAAAGUUAAAUGAGAAGGAAGAAGCGAGAAUAUUUGGACGUGAAGUUUUAAAUUCAAUAUAUUUCUAGUCCUAAGUGUUCAAGUUUUGAAUCUCACGCGUAUAUACUCAAACAGUCUGUAUGCCGAAUCCAUGUCUAAACCCAAGAAAAACUGCUUUUUAAUAUAUGGCAUAAUUCAUUAUAUUUUCAUGACUACAAAUCAUAUGUUUAUUACAAAGAAAGUGUUGAAAGAAUUUAAAAUCGAAAGUUUGUCAAAAAGACAUUAACUAAUAAAAAGAUUAUUUUAACCUUGCUAAUGACGUUAAUAAUCAAUGAAUUUAAUAUUAACUUCAGAUUUAUACAAAAAUUAAACAGUUUUUGACUAUGAAAAAGUUAGGACACAGAGUUAUACUCAAAGAUAUAUUGCAUUUAAUUUUUUGUAAUUUUAGUCAUGAAGUUAAUAAAAUUAAAAAUUUGGCUUUUCUCUGUAGCUUUGAGAAAUGGAUAACGCGCUAAUAUAAUUAUGUGAUCCAGAAUAAGUAUAAAUUGGGAAUAUAUUUGAAAUUCAAAUCGAAUAGAUUUUUUUUCUUUGUAUCAAUAAUUAGUAUAUAUACAAUAUAUAGUAUAAUAAAAAUUUAAUUAAUUUUAUACAUUCAUCGUCACUUAAUUGAUUUUUUCUUUCGAUCAUAAUGUGUUUUAAAUACAUUCUCAUAUGUCUCUUAGUUUUCAUCCUUAUAUUGUGAAUAAAUAUCGUUUUUUAUUUUCCGAUUUAAUGACUUCCGUAAUGUUUUUGCGUCGAUAAUAUAAUUAGGUAAAACACAUUAAGGUAAAACACAUGUACUUAUAUAUUUGAUAAGAAUUGUAGAGUAUUGUUUUAUAAAAUUAAAUUUAUUUGUA